This is a messenger RNA of Adineta ricciae, 3061 nucleotides long. NCBI's taxonomy places the organism in Eukaryota, Metazoa, Rotifera, Eurotatoria, Adinetida, Adinetidae. The record is from the annotation of a GenBank genome assembly.
AUGAAUAAUCCCAUAGUUUACGUACCUGAUAUCCCUAUGGAUAUUGAUGAGGAUGAACUCGCUACAUUGAUUCAGACUCGUGUGCAGACCAGUCAACGUAUGAAGGUUCACAAUGUUAAAUGUUAUUCUAAGCUUGGCGUAGCCAUUAUUACAUUGUUCGAUGAUAAUGAUAAAAAUCAUCUUGUGGCGAACGUUCAGUCAAUUGUUCUUGAAACGGAUCUCCGUACCACUAUAUCAUUCGAGGACAAACUUGAACUCGAUUCGUACAUUAUCAUCGAUCGAAAUGCAAUGAAUAUUCCAUCUGUGAAUGAAGUAGCUCAACAUUAUACAAAAUCAUAUAAAAUAUCGAGAAUAUGUGCUUGCAAAACAGUGUCCGAUCAAUUUCCCAAUGUUUUUCGAAUCGCUUUCCAAAAGUUUCAUGAAUUGUUGCCCGCAGUGGAGGUACCGAGUUUCAAAAUUCUAGGUGUAUCUGCUACGGUGUAUUCGCGUUUCGAUUGUAAUUUUUUUGAAGAUCUACCACUGCCUAUUGAAGACGACGAAAUCAGAUCAGCUAUUGCUGCUCAAAUCGGCGCGAAACAACUCAGCUUCAGAUCGUUUUAUGUUCAACAUAAUAGCAGAACAGGUAGUGGAAUGAUAGUCGCCUCCAAAUCUGAAAAGAAAUGGGCAAAGCAAGGAUUUCUUACUAUCAAUGGUCUGAAUAUAUCACGAAAAUUUAAGCUCUCCUACAGAGUGCUCGUUUCUCCUGUACCUCGAGAUUUUGAUAUAAACAAGAUCCUAAAUAAUCGAUUGUUUAUUAAUUACGUCGUUUCACAAAAACUUAUUGACGACAAAUUAGUUAUCGAAUUGCAGGAUUUUGACCAUUUCAAAUUUUGUUUGGAAGUUGGAGGCUUCGGAAUAGAAAGUGAAGCUUUCAUCAUCAAACCACAUACUGUUGUUAGUGAUCCAGAUUCAUGUGAACUCGAUGCUUUGAACUGGUAUGAAACAAAAAUGCAAGAUAUUGUACCAGAUGUAACUACCAUUAUUCAUGAUUAUCAACACCCCAUAUUUCGGUUCAAGUGGAAUGCUCAGAACUUCCUAAAGCAAAUGAACAAAGCAGCAGCUAUUCCUGCCAAAGGCUAUGAUCUCACAAAACAUCUACUACGGGUGACUGUUAUGCUCAACACUAUAGGCACGUUAAGGAAGAAACAGUAUAUUGUCGAUGAUACUUUGGUCAAACUAAAACUUGAACGAAUACAAACCAUUGGCUACAGUCACCAAUCCAAACUAUUCACAAGAAAAACACUGUCACAAACAGAUUUCCAAACACCAUAUCCAAAAACAACUGUUCAAGUCGUCGAAGAAGAUUGUCUUGUUCUAUAUGAACAACUGGUGGCAAAAGGGCAUCGACCAUUGCUGCUCAACAUGGCGAAUGCAACUAGUCCAGGUGGUGGCUAUCGAAAAGGUGAUGGUGCACAAGAAGAAAACAUUUUUCGCCGUUCUGACUACUAUCACAGUCUCGAUGGAGAAUUAGCUGAUCGAACUCGAUCAGAGAGACUCUACUACACACCAAAGGGUGAACUUAAACAGUUGAAAGGAUUCGGUGACUUCUAUCCGAUGGAAGAGUUUGGAGGCAUCUACACAGCAGGCAUCACUGUGUUUCGCGGAACUGAACAAGAUGGCUAUCCUUACAAGAAACAACCUCUCUACAAUGUGUGUGCUAUUGCUAUGGCAGCCUAUCGAGAUCCUCCUCUCACUCCUGACAACAAACUGCAAAACAAACCCGCCAUGAACACUCGUCGAAAAAUUGAGAACAUCUUCGCCAUUGCACAUCAUCAAAAGCAUGAUUGUCUAGUGUUGUCUGCAUUGGGUUGUGGUGCUUUUCGAAAUCCACCUGAACAUGUUGCUCUGCUAUUCAAAUCAGUUAUUUUACAAUAUGCUGGCUACUUCGACACGAUUUAUUUUGCCAUCAUCAAUGAUCACAAUGCAAAAGGUGUGGUGAAUCCCAAAGGAAACUAUGGACCAUUCAAAGCUAUACUAGACGGCUUUCAAGUGGAACCACCGAAAACGUUACGAGUGGAUGGAGUGAGUGGACCAUAUCGUGUUCUUGACAAAACAGCCGAUGGUCAAUUGAUAUUGGAUGAUGUUAUCAUCUCACAAGCAGCUCCUUGUCAACAUGGCAACAACUGUCGUGAUAUAAGAACUAAAGAUCACAGUCAACAGUUUUCACAUCCACCAAGAUGUCCAUUACAGAAAGCGAACUCACAAUGUGAACACAUGAAUGACGAUGUACAUUUGGCUACCUUUAUGCAUACAAAAAAGUGUGAGAAAGGUGGCGAAUGCACCAGCACAGAUGCAGCACAUCUGAACGAUUUCGAUCAUCCAGACUUUUGCAAAGAUCAAUCUCAUUGUUAUAACACUGACCCUCAACAUCUAUUUGAUUAUCGACAUCUACCUGCAUGUCAAGAUGGAAUCGACUGUCCCCUGAUCUGGAGCCGUGACGACAAUCAUAUCAAAGCAUUUCGACAUGUCAAAUUAGUCUGUCCCGAAGAUAACUGUUGCAGUCAAAUUCACGAUGAAUCACAUAUGAGAAAAACAAUUCACUCCUUUCGUGAACCAUGUCCAUUCACACCCUAUAGUUGUGCUCUAUUUGUCGAAUUCUUUCAGCCUGGUAAAAUGAAAAGAUGUUCAUCGGAAGCAGAACGUCAUUGUCUUCAGUUUGCACAUCUCUGUCCCUAUGGCCGCCAAUGCAAAACAGAUGAAGACAAACACUACGAAACUACUAUUCACAUCGCUCGACAACUGUGUCCACAAAGUGAUCAAUGUCCAAAAAUAACUAACGAAGACCAUCUAGAGUCAUUUGCUCAUCCGGGUAUCCGCGAUAUUCGUCUCCUAUGUCAACAUCCUGGCUAUAAGUGUCAUUCGAGGUCCGAUAAAAAGCAUUCGACUACUUAUCGACAUGGUCAAAACUAUGAUCAUCUAACUGUGGCACCGUGCAGCAAUUACAAUGCAGAUAUUGACUUUGCCCGAAAUCAACGACAUCUGAUCAGAAAUGUGAACAAUUAUAUCGAGACAGAAGGAUGGA